CUAGUGUCCACUAAUCUGCCCGUCAUGGUCUGGCUCUACGGAGGAGGCUUCCUGGUUGGAGACUCAAUGGGUGCUAACUUUUUGGAUAACUAUUUGUACAGCGGGGACGAGAUCGCAGACAGAGGUGAUGUUAUUGUGGUGACAGUGGGGUACCGUGUGGGAACUCUGGGCUUCCUGAGCACUGGAGACUCCGGUUUGCCUGGAAAUUAUGGUCUGUGGGACCAGCAGGCUGCCAUCGCCUGGGUGCACAGAAACAUCCGUUCAUUUGGAGGAGACCCUGACAACAUCACCAUCUUUGGAGAGUCUGCAGGUUCAGCUAGUGUGAGCUUCCAGACUCUAACUCCCCACAACAAAGGAAUGAUCAGGAGAGCCAUCUCCCAGAGUGGGGUUGCUCUUUGCCCUUGGGGUAUCAACAAAAACCCCCGUAGGUUCGCUGAGGAGGUUGCUUUGAAGGUCAACUGCCCGACUGAUGACAGAAUGGCUGCUUGUUUGAAGAUGACUGAUGCCGAAAAGCUAACAUUGGCAGGUUCCCUCGAUUUAACCAGCUCUCCCGAUCAUCCUAUUGUAUUCAACCUGGUCCUGUCUCCUGUGAUCGAUGGCGAUUUUUUGCCGGAUGACCCUUCCAACUUGUUCCACAAUGCAGCCGACAUUGACUACAUUGCUGGAGUCAACGACAUGGACGGGCAUCUCUUCACUGCCCUGGAUGUUCCAUCAAUCAACUCUAACGUGUUGGACACCCCAAUAGACGAUGUGAAGAGACUCUUGGGUGCCUACACAAAGGAGAAGGGUGCAGCUGGUUUGAACAACGCUUAUUCCACAUACACCGCAAACUGGGGGACGAGCCCCAGCUGGGAGACCAUCAAGAAAACCGUUGUGGCGAUUGGAACCGACUACAUUUUCCUGGUUCCUACACAGGCUGCCCUUUACCUUCAUGCUUCCAAUGCUAGAACUGGACGCACCUACUCCUAUCUAUUCUCUGAGCCCAGCCGUUUGGGCGGUCUCGUCAUGCCCUACCCCAGCUGGAUGGGAGCUGACCACGCUGACGACCUGCAGUACGUGUUCGGAAAGCCUUUCGCCACACCGCUGGGAUACUGGCCUAGCCAUCGUGACCUGUCUGGCUACAUGAUUGCCUACUGGACCAACUUUGCCAAAACUGGUGAUCCCAACAAAGGAGGCCUGAGUGUGCCCGCUACCUGGCCCCAGUUCACCAGCAGUGGACACCAGUAUCUGGAGAUCCAUAAUAACAUGAACAAAAACUACGUAGGAGAGAAGAUGAGGCUGUCUUUUGUGAAUUUCUGGUCCAGUGUCUUGCCCAAUCUUCCUACAAUCUAUUCAGAAUAAAGAGCUUGUGAUAUC
Messenger RNA from Stegastes partitus (bicolor damselfish), 1356 nucleotides. Its product is annotated as bile salt-activated lipase-like. The annotation marks the transcript as partial. The record is from RefSeq and is a predicted model, not a curated record. NCBI's taxonomy places the organism in Eukaryota, Metazoa, Chordata, Actinopteri, Pomacentridae. The transcript has 8 exons.